Vespa velutina is the source of this 2727-nucleotide messenger RNA. Its product is annotated as angiogenic factor with G patch and FHA domains 1. Gene Ontology annotation, molecular function: protein binding; nucleic acid binding. Bases 134 to 1732 code for a protein of 532 amino acids. Lineage: Eukaryota; Metazoa; Arthropoda; Insecta; Hymenoptera; Vespidae. The record is from RefSeq and is a predicted model, not a curated record. The transcript has 10 exons.
CUGCGUAUGUGCCUUUAAGAUUUGUUCAGAUUCGUUAUUAACAAGGUUAAAUAAAUGAUUUAAUUGCGUUUGAUUCUGAAAAAAUUUAUUGUAAUAAUUCCAUUUGAUUUUAUACGGUGAGUAAAACAAAAAAAUGACGGAGCAUUGUACACAAAGUGAAAGUGAUGAAGGAGAAGUUAAAUCAGAUUUUGGAGAAGAUCUAGAUGAAGAAUUGCAAUCUUUACCUCAUGUAUUACAACUGAUACGUAAAAUGCGUGAGCAUAUUAAGUGGCAGAGUAAAAAGAUAAAAAAAUUACGUAAUAAAUUACAAGAACAGAAAAAUCAAAUGAGGAAUAAAAGUUUCGUAGAAUAUGGUACUCAAACAGAUCCUUUAGAAUAUGAAAAUAAAUACUUAACACAAAAUUGGGAUCUAAGUAACAAUAAAAAAUCAAAUAGUUUAAUCGAACAAGUAAAGCAAGUAUCAGAAUCUGCAUUAUUACAAACUGGUUUCGUAUAUGAGGAAACAUCAGGAUUAUAUUAUGAUUAUAAUACAGGAUAUUAUUAUGACGCUAAACAAGGACUUUAUUAUGACGGAAACAAUGGAACGUAUUAUUAUUAUGACGAAGGCAGUAAAACAUAUAAGUUCCACAGCCAUGCACACGCAGUUGUCAACAAUAUUGCACAUUCCCAAGAAACCAAAAAGGAAGAAAAAUCAGAUGGCGAAAAGGCAAACAAGGAUACGGUGAAAAAACGCAAACUCGCACAAGAUGGAGAGAGCUUAAAAGAAGAUGAGCCCGAAGAGGGUGAAUGCUCGGACAGUGAUAGCGAACACAGCUCUUAUAACGUUACACCAGAAUCGUCCAUAAAUAGUGAGACUGAGAAUGAGGAGGAACAAAGUUCAAAGAUUAAUUUUUAUAUAGCAAAAACAUAUCCACCAUGUAUGAGAAUAAUAGUCAAAGAAACAAACCUUCCAAAGUUAAAAGUUGGUUCACUUUUCCUUGUAGCAUACACAGGUGGUUCAAUGGGUAAAGAAGGAGAUCAUUCUGUUAUAAUACCAGAUAUAAAUGUCAGUAAGCAUCACGCACGAUUUCUUUAUAACGAGACAACGAAUUCUUAUUGGAUAGUAGAUUCAGGCUCAAGAAAUGGUACAUACUUAAAUGGAAAAAGAUUAUCUGUAGCUAAACAAGAGUCCGAAUCGUACGAGAUAAUACAUGGUUCGAUCAUUCAAGUGGGCGGUACAAAAUUGUUAUGUCAUAUACAUAACGGAAAUGAAACUUGCGGUCAUUGUGAACCAGGAUUGGUUCAACACAAUGUAAACACAGAAGAGAAUGUAUUCUCGAAAAAAAAUCUUCAUAAAAAAGAAUUGAGAAGGUUAAAAACAAAAUUUGGUGUAGAAAAAGAUAACGUUGCUUCCGCCAGUCAAUUAGCAAGUGGUUAUCGGGAUAGAGCUCAAGCUCGUAGACAGUGUGUUGGUUCUUCAAAUCACCAUGCCAAGACAGAACAAAGUUCAAUCGACACAUCGAUAGCGAAAGAUAACCGAGGAUUUAAAUUACUAUCUAAAAUGGGAUGGUGCGAAGGUCGUUCUCUAGGAAAGGAUGGUGAUGGUAGAACCGAACCGAAAGCUACGACGGCUCUUGGUAGCGACCGGAGGCGACGGCGGACACACCGGCGGCGUUGUAAACGAGCAAAGUUUCGAACCCAAUAUGCUGUCUCCGCGCAUGGAAGCCCACAUUCAACCUGUCAAGCCAAGUAAGUCAAGUGACGGCGCCGGUGGAAUAGGGCCUCAUUUACAGCCCAGACGAGGGAGAACACUUGGCCCAAAUACUGGCUGAAGAGAAAAUGUACCCGGGUUCCACCGUAGAGCUGGUUAAAAUCUGGAAGCGGUUCCCUCUCGACGAUAAGAAUCCUUGCCGAAAGAGAUACGAACCUUUUUCUCUUUCUCUCUCUCUCUCUCUCUCUUUCUCUCUCUCUUUCUUUCUCUCUCUCUCUCUCUCUCUCUCUCUCUCUCUCUCUCUCUCUCUCUCUCUCUCUCUCUCUCUCUCUCUUUUAAUCUAUGAUUUUUAAAAGACCCGAUUCUUCCAAAGUUGAAUUCUUCAAACUUUGAGAUAUAAGAUUCGUCCUGGCUCGGAGGAUGAUCCGCGGAAGCGUGACUGUCUGAAAAUAAAAGAACCAUUGUCUAAUUCGAAUUAGCAUAAAUCCCGCCGGAGGCGGGAAAUCUAUUUAAAACUUCAAGCUCGUAACUCUCCGUCGUGCCGAUAAAGCGCUUCAUCGUUUCGAGUCUCGGCCGGGUCUCGAAUAGGUAAGAUUAAGGACGAAACCUGUGCGAGGAUGAGAUUCGAGGAAAGUAGCGAUACUAAAAAUUUACCGAGUCAAAUUCGCGGAAGGUUGGAUACGAUUUGCAUUUGGUCGCGACAGAUGGCCGAAAAUGCAGCCGGACGAAUACUUUGAUCGUGCAGACUUGGCCAGACAGUUUAUCAAGACCGACGAAGCACGUCUCAUCCAAGUAGGAAAGGAUUUGCAUAGAUAUCUCGGGCCGAGCUUCAUUCUAUUUUACAGCCGGCACGUAUUAGCGCCUUCCAACAUCCUCCCCAAUGAGAUUACCCCCAUUGCUCUUUACCAAUCCUCCUUUUCUCUUUCGCUUCGACUCGGAUUUUCGACUUUAUCGUCAUUCUUUUGUCUACCAAUUUAUCUUUUUUCCCCUUUUUUCUUUUCUUUUUUUUAAUUACAAUCUUCUUCUCCUUGCUUUUC